AUGAAUCACUCAGAAGUUAGGAUAUGUCUGAAAUGUAAAAAGGAGAGACUGGAUGAUGAAACAGAGGAAGCAAGGAAGUUCAAGACGUGCACCAGCUGUCGUAGCUAUAUUCAGCAGUCUACGAAAAAGCGUCAAAAACAGAUUCAAGAAAGUUUCAAUAGUGGACUUCGGUUAUGUAUCAGAUGUGGGAAGGGGAGAUCAGACGAUGAAUCAGAGGAAACAAGGAAGUUCAAAAUGUGCUCCAGCUGCCGUACCAAACAUACUCUGUAUCGGAAAACGCGUCUCAGAAAGAUUAAGGAGAGAGUCAAUAGUGGACUUCGGAUAUGUACCAGACGUAGGAAGGCAAAGACGGAUGAUGAGGCAGAUGAAACUGGGGAGUCCAAAUUAUGCUCCAGCUGUCGUCACCAUGUUUACCAGUAUACGCAAAAGAGCCAAAGAAAGAUAAAGGAGAGUUCCAAUAGUGAAGUUAGGUUAUGUACCAGAUGUGGAAAGACGAGACCUGACAAUGAACCAGAAGCUAACCGAAAGUUUGGGUAUUGCUCACCGUGUCGCCGCACUUACCGCCAGAAAGCGAAAGAAAUCCAAAGAGAAAUUACAGAGACUUCAAUUAAUGGAAUCAGCUUAUGUACAAGGUGUGGAAAGGAGAGACCAGAUCAUGAACCAGAGGAAUCCAGAAAGUUCAUGAAUUGCUUGGUGUGUCGUCUGGCUGAUCGUCAACGCAAAAACGGGAUUGGAAAGAAGACUCUGUUUUGGGUCACACUACCUUAUCCCAACGACAUCCAAUUACUCAAUUCUGAUACUCAAUCGAAUAUAGAGUCAGCCGGUCGAAAUAAGUCCCUGUUUUGGGUCACACUAACCUAUCCCAAACGAGUCCAAUUACUCAGUGCUGAUACUCAAUUGAGUAUAGAGUCAGGUGUUAGAGAUGCUACAUCCGAUAGUUCCCCUGUUCAAUCACCUUCCAGGAUUGCACAAAACCAAAAUUUCACCAUACAGUCUCCAAGCACCGAUAAUGAGCAAACGUACCCCCUUUCUCUGGAGUCAGGGGAGAUUUCACUCGAUCAAGAGAUAGCAGAUAUUCAACCACAGCACGCGAUGCUCGAAAGCAAUCGAAUUGCAAGAGCCAUGAGAGAUCCGAACAAUUUGUUGGCUUAUUACUGUAUCGAGCGGGAAGUGGAAGUCAUCUCAUGCGGUGAGGGUGAAGAUAGCGAGAUCUCCGAGGAAACUGAGAUGACCAAUUUCUCCUCUUCAGAUUUCCUUGAAACAUUGAAGCCAAAUCCUGAAUUACAAUCCCAAUAUCAAAAGUAUUUAGCGAUUGAUGAUAUUAUGGGCUUUCUGGAGCGUUAUAUAUCAGACACGAUGGACAAGUAUGAUAUUAUUAAAAUGAUCGUUGCUUUGGGAUAUCCCAAGGAGAAGAUAAGGAAUUAUAAACAUCUCACGGCGACUGAUAUUCUUGAAGUGUUAAUUGAUUUGAUUAAUGAAGAUGUUUUGCAAGAGGGUAAUGUAUCAGGAGAGCAAACGAGUUAA
Hemisphaericaspora subhashii is the source of this 1524-nucleotide messenger RNA. RefSeq lists its product as uncharacterized. Bases 1 to 1524 code for a protein of 507 amino acids. The record is from RefSeq and is a predicted model, not a curated record. NCBI's taxonomy places the organism in Eukaryota, Fungi, Ascomycota, Pichiomycetes, Serinales, Debaryomycetaceae. The transcript has a single exon.